CCGCCGCGCCGUUGGUCCCGGGGCCGAGGAGCGGGGGGCGGCUCCCCCGCCGUGUGCGCGCUGGAAGUUUCCAGCAGGUCGAGAUGGGGCCCUGGGAGGCCUCUGGCGCCAGGCCAGGGCGUGGGGCCGGCGGUCGGGGGCGGACGGGAACGCGCGGAGGGGAGACGGCCGUGGACCUGCUAGAAAAAGAGGACGCAGAACUGGGGCAGGACUUGGCCGGAGGCGAGAAAGAAGAUAAAAUUCUGUUGCGGGUGUGGGCACCGGCAGCUCCUCCCUGUGGAAUCUGAUGGGCCAUGCCAUGGUGAUGACCCAGUACAUCCGCCUCACCCCGGAUAUGCAAAGUAAACAGGGUGCCCUGUGGAACCGGGUGCCGUGUUUCCUGAGAGACUGGGAGUUGCAAGUGCACUUCAAAAUCCAUGGACAAGGGAAGAAGAAUCUGCAUGGAGAUGGCUUGGCGAUCUGGUACACAAAGGAUCGGAUGCAGCCAGGGCCUGUAUUUGGAAACAUGGACAAAUUUGUGGGGCUGGGAGUAUUUGUAGACACCUACCCCAAUGAGGAGAAGCAGCAAGAGGCCCAGAAGAGGCGGUACUCUCCAGGAGUCCAGCGGGUGUUCCCCUACGUCUCAGCCAUGGUGAACAACGGCUCGCUGAGCUACGACCAUGAGCGUGAUGGGCGGCCCACAGAGCUGGGGGGCUGUACAGCCAUCGUCCGCAAUCUCCAUUAUGACACCUUCCUUGUGAUUCGCUACGUCAAGAGGCAUUUGACGAUAAUGAUGGACAUUGACGGCAAGCAUGAGUGGAGGGACUGCAUCGAGGUGCCUGGGGUCCGCCUGCCCCGGGGCUACUACUUCGGCACCUCCUCCCUCACCGGGGACCUCUCAGAUAACCACGACAUCAUCUCCCUGAAGCUGUUUGAGCUGACAGUGGAGAGAACCCCGGAAGAGGAGAGGCUGCAGCGAGAUGUGUUCCUGCCCUCGGUGGACAACCUGAAGCUACCUGAGAUGACAGCUCCCCUGGCGCCCCUGAGCGGCCUGGCCCUCUUCCUCAUCGUCUUUUUCUCACUGGUGUUUUCAGUGUUUGCCAUUGUCAUUGGCGUCAUACUCUACAACAAAUGGCAGGAGCAGAGCCGAAAGCGCUUCUACUGAGCCCUCCUGCUGCCACUGCCUCUGUGACGUCACACUAGGGGUGGCCUGCAUGCCACCCAGGGGGUCUCCCCCGUCUCCAGCAGCCGGCAGGGGCCCUGUGGUCACAGAGCUCUGGAUGCCGGGCCCCCGCGUCCCCACGGCCAUCCCUGGGUUCGCCUGCGUGGUGCAGGCGUCCCUUCUGCCCCCGGGCCUUGCUGCCUUGAUGUGCCUUUCCCCGCAGUCCUCUGAGUAGGUGAGGACAGACGGGGAGAACAUACGCCCUAGUGAUGCCCAAGUCACAGAGCAGAGUUUCCCAGCUCAGGCUACCUUGUUGACUCAGAGGGCCCUUGUGCUAUGUCUCGAAAUCUUCAAAGAAAGAAGACGGCUAACUCCUCAUGCCUUCCAUUGGAGGCUGAUUUUCACCCAAGUCUCCGACAGUGUGAGGCACCUUCCUUGGAAACCUGGAGGAAAACAACUUCCACUCCUCCCCUCCUGCUCCGCCCCCCUCCCGUUCUCUCCACGUGUGACCUGACCUGGGAGACACUCGGACGCCUCUCUGCUGGGGCCUGGGGAGGCAGAACCACUCAUGCUUCACCGACCCUUGGUUCCUUGGAGAGUCGUAGGGCUGGGGCUUGUUGCCCUGGCCCCCUGGCCUUGUUCUCCAGCACGGACUCGGGCCUCUUGUGUCCGUGGCCUUCCCAGACGGGCUUGGCUGAAGGCUGGAGCGCAAGUGAAGGGAAGUUCGGAGGGCUUCGGGGGCGCCACGGAACUAACAGUGAGACUGAUAGAGCUGCAGGCUUUGAUGCCGAACAUAAUGUCUGCCGCAUGAUCUGACCACAGGAAAGUGUCUCUGCACCUCCUGGAGCCAGCAUGUUUGGAGUUACUGUAAACUCUGCUGUGAGGGUUUAAAAUGUUAGGAAGCCUUCUUUUGGCCUGGGCUUGGAUACUCCCCAAAGAGGAAACUUGCCGCCUUUUCCUCACUGAAUCCGGAAAAGUUGCUGACCUUGUGUUGCAAGUCUGAGAGCAAAACACCCUCAUCAUCUGGACCUGCAAAAAUUUGUUCUUGAGCAGCACAGCCUGGGUGUUGUCCCAUAUGUGUCAGCCCUCUUUCUGCUACCUUAAUUGACCAGAGGUCACGUGCUGCUCACCCGGCUUCCCUGCCCCACAAUGCCAUUGAUCAGCGGGCCAGGGUCUCCCGAGGGAAAUUCUUCAGACAUGAGUUUCUGACUCAGUGUCCUGCCUCCCUUGUGUGGAUUUUGGGGAAGGCCCAGGCCUUUUUCCUGUGCUUUGCUCUGCCUUUUCCUGGGUCCAGGAAGCCCUCAGCUCAGCCCAGAAGGAAAGGAGAGUCAGCCAUGGCUGGGUGUAGGUUUCUGUUCUCUAGAGCCUUCUGUCCUUCCCCAGGUGUUUAAUUCAGCAUCUCAGGCUGCCGUGCAUUCCUGCAGGUGAGAGUCAAGUGGGGCCGAGACUGUCCACCUUCCCAUGGCAGCAAAGUUGUUCCAGGGGGCCAGGGGACAAACUGACCUAGAGCCUGGCCUUAGCACCAGGGGAGCUGAAAAAGCCAAUGGCUCUUUUUGUCUUCUUUUGAGCUCGAGGGGCGAUGGGGUGGCCUAGUGUGGUGGGAGGACUGAGAUGGCCAAGGCGGUGAGGAGGGGGAAGGGGUCUGGUUGCGGGCGUCUGGGGAUUCCAGCUCCCGCAGGCCUUUCAGAGGGCAGGGAAGACAGAGGUGCAGGCUCCACCCAGCCCAAGCUGCCCUGGAGCAGCAUGUGACCCGGGAAAACCACCCAGCCCGGCCCCACAUUGUCCGUCCUGCCCCAGCUUUCACUUUUGCUCUAGAAACAGCGUCUGCUGUUGUGAAUGGAGCCGCCUACGUUCUGGGCGCUGCUAGAGGAGGGAACGCGUGGUCUCAGUGUGGUUCUGUUUGUGGACACUGGGGGCAAGCGCAGCGGCCCCUCCUGACAGUGCCCCCCUACCAGCCGGCCUCCCACGCAUCCUCUGCCGUCAGCGCCUCUUGGCGUGGAGAGCGCAUGGCUGGCUGGCUGUGAGUCUCAUCUGAAAGGGUGUUUUUGGCUUUUCAGAGUUUUCAAACAUCCAAAUGACCAAGUGGCUCUCAGGUAUAAAAUUCGUUCAUUUCAGUGGAAAAUUA
This is a messenger RNA of Choloepus didactylus (southern two-toed sloth), 3266 nucleotides long. It is a transcript of the gene LMAN2L, whose product is annotated as lectin, mannose binding 2 like. Gene Ontology annotation, molecular function: D-mannose binding. Gene Ontology annotation, cellular component: Golgi membrane; COPII-coated ER to Golgi transport vesicle; endoplasmic reticulum membrane. The transcript has 9 exons. NCBI's taxonomy places the organism in Eukaryota, Metazoa, Chordata, Mammalia, Pilosa, Megalonychidae. The record is from RefSeq and is a predicted model, not a curated record. Gene Ontology annotation, biological process: endoplasmic reticulum to Golgi vesicle-mediated transport; Golgi organization; endoplasmic reticulum organization. Bases 287 to 1144 code for a protein of 285 amino acids.